AUGGACCAGGCCAAACUCGGAGCAGAAGCGCUCAGCGCAGGCAACUAUGCCGAAGCCAUCAAACAAUACACUGCCGCCCUUGCAGUCUCACCCACAUCACCCGACUACCUCAUCAAACGCUCCACCGCAUACCAAAGAAGCAAUCCUGCAGACUACGAAUCUGCCCUCGCCGAUGCCAACAAGGCCGUCCUCAACGCACAGAAGAGAGGAAAGCGCGAACUCAUCCUUCAAGGCCAGCUCAGGCGCGCUAUAGCACUGUUCGGUCUUGAACGCUACCCGGACACUCGCUUCUGCCUAGAUAUUGUCAAGCGUAUGGAUCCAAAAGAGAAGACUCUACCUAUCUGGGAGAACAAAGUCGCAACCAAGAUGGCCGCCAUGGACGGUGCACAGCAUGUGACCAUCAAGGAGACACCUGNNACGAGGAGGAGACGACAGUCGCAGGUCAAAACAACAAGGCAGACUCGACACCACCAACUACCGCCGCGACGACUUCCACACAGCCCGNCUGCAGUCGCUCAAACACCCGCAGACAAGAUUCGUCACGACUGGUACCAGAACAAUGACAAAGUCUACUUUACCCUGCUAGCAAAGGGCGUUCCCAAGGACAAGGCCAACAUCGACAUACAGCCCCGUUCUCUCACAAUUUCUUUUCCCCUGCAAACCUCCUCAGACUACGACUUUUCACUCGAGCCCCUCUACGCCGACAUCGACCCCUCAGCAUCGACCUUCUCAAUAAUGUCCACCAAAGUCGAAGUCGUCCUGAAGAAGGCCCAGCCAGGUCAAAAAUGGCCCGCCCUCGAGUCUAGUGAACCCGUCGAUCNNAAAAGCCAGCCGCUUCCACAAGUUCGGUUCCCACACCUGCCCAACCUUCGAACAGCACACGNNAAAAGCCCCAUCCUACCCANNUCCUCCUCUCGCAGCGGCCCCAAAGACUGGGACAAACUCGCCUCGGAAGCCCUUGCCAAGCCCACGACCUCCGACUCAAAAUCUGGAACCAAAGGCGAAGAGGAAGAAGAUGAUGAAGGCGGCGAUCCAGUCAACGGCUUCUUCAAGAAACUCUACGCAGGAGCUGACGCAGACACUCGCCGUGCCAUGAUGAAGUCGUUCAGUGAGAGCAACGGUACCGCUCUGAGUACCAAUUGGGAUGAAGUCAAGAAGGGCAAAGUCGAGACAAGUCCUCCUGAUGGUCUCGAGGCUAAGAAAUGGUAA
Molecule: messenger RNA, 1209 nt
Organism: Aureobasidium uvarum
Lineage: Eukaryota; Fungi; Ascomycota; Dothideomycetes; Dothideales; Saccotheciaceae
Source: the annotation of a GenBank genome assembly